Aspergillus glaucus CBS 516.65 is the source of this 453-nucleotide messenger RNA. RefSeq lists its product as uncharacterized. NCBI's taxonomy places the organism in Eukaryota, Fungi, Ascomycota, Eurotiomycetes, Eurotiales, Aspergillaceae. The coding region runs from base 10 to 432 and encodes 140 amino acids. The record is from RefSeq and is a predicted model, not a curated record. The transcript has a single exon.
UCUACCAAAAUGCAGCUCACCACCAUCCUCACCACCGCCCUCCUCUCCUCCGUCUCCCUGGCCGGCACCUUCAAAACCCUCUCCAAGAGCAAGCCCAGCCCAGCCCUGAACUGGAACGUCACCAACUUCAACACCCACUGCACCUCGGGCGACUGCACCUACAACUUCCACAUCGCCGGCCUGGGCACCCCCAACACCCCCGGCUUCAACACCACCUGCACCGGCACCACGAGCAAGGAGGACUACCAGCCUUGCGGCAACGAGCAGAUCUCGGCCAUUGUUGACCCUGCCAAGUCGUCGCGUUGGGACGUCCAGGUUCAGCAUACCUGGGUCAAGGGCGAGGCGCAGUUCUGGGCUGUUGGGAGUGCGAAUGCUACUGCUCCGGCGAAGCGGUUUCAUAUUACUGCUGAUGAGCAGUAUGGUGUUGCCUAAAUAGGGAAUCGGGUUCUUUUU